Molecule: messenger RNA, 2784 nt
Organism: Labeo rohita (rohu)
Lineage: Eukaryota; Metazoa; Chordata; Actinopteri; Cypriniformes; Cyprinidae
Gene: hmga1a
Product: high mobility group AT-hook 1a
Exons: 5
Coding region: 155-460 (101 amino acids)
Biological process (GO): regulation of DNA-templated transcription
Cellular component (GO): chromatin; nucleus
Molecular function (GO): DNA binding; transcription coregulator activity
Source: RefSeq, a predicted model, not a curated record
CUAUUUCCCGUGUGGAAGACCCCGUGAAAUGCCCCUGAAACUCCCGAAGGCGAUUGUUGUCUUUCAUUCAUUCGCAGCUCACAGACCGCGCUGGUUUCCACGCUUUGGACGUCGUCCCGACCGCUCCUUUUAAAAGGUUUUCCAGUAAGGCAAAAUGAGUGAUUCUGGCAAGGACACAGUGGCUCCUAAAGAGAAAGACGGAGCAGAGAAGAGAGGACGUGGAAGACCACGAAAACACCCACAGCAGGAGGCAAGUGGAUCUCCCACACCGAAGAGACCCAGAGGAAGACCAAAGGGCAGCAAGAACAAGCCAAGCUCCACAGCAUCUAGGGGCAAAAAAACAGCAACUGCUUCGGCACCUGCAGGGACGAAACGCCGAGGACGGCCCAAGAAAGCAGAGAAGGAGGAGCAGCCAUCUAAGUCCUCUGAGGAAGAAGAGGAGGAGGAAGAGGAACAGUAACUAGCGACUCGUGCUACCUCACAAUCCAACGUUAUUUCUUCCUGUUGACCAGAGCUGGACUGACCCUCCCCCCUCCCCUCGUCCUCCCCCCGUCCCCCUCUUCCCCUUACACUAGUGCCACCCUCACCCUCCAAUUCACCUUUAUGCUCUAGCGCCCCCUAGUGUCAGGGAGGCUUGCACACUUCAUGCGCCUUCUCUGUGUAACACCACUGGAAAAAGACUCAAAAUACUGUAUGUCCAUUCAUGGAUGCAUGCACACGUGUAUGCGUGUAUGUAUAUGUCUCGCACUCAAUGGGUAAUUGGUCGAAAGUGUCUGUCAUUAUACUGGACAAAGAUAUGCUCUGAUGGCGGCUUGACACAAAGCGAUUUGCAAAAUACUGAAGUUUUUUUUUUUUUUUUUUUUUUUUUUUUUUUUCUCUUUGCGCAAACAACAGUUUCAGGCCUUGAGAAAUUCAACUUUAUUUUUACAAGUCGAAAUCUAAAAUAUGGUAGGUUGUGUGAAAAAAUUCAUGUCGUUGUGUACUGGACAAAGGUGAAUUGACCUACUCGUUUGUUUUUACUUGGGUUGUGUGUGCGUGUGUGGUAACUCGAUGUCUCCAGUUAUUCUUUUUAGCUACUCCGUGAUUCAAGCUAGAAAUAAAAUGAGCGUAUUUUUCGAGUGAGCAUAAUCUAGAGGACUUUUAACGUGUAAUCAACAUAUCAUUGAAUGCUUUGUCGUGAAACCUUUUUGACUUUUCUUUUCCUCUUUUUAAUGCCCUCCGCCGACUUGCCACCAUCAUGAUUUCACCGAUUCCACUGCGAUAAGUUUACUGUCGCUACAGAACUACGUAGUCAGUUUCCGCCCGUUCUCAGUGUGGUUCAGCUUACUGGUUAUGUGCUAAGGAGCAGUUUGCUUGUCUGGCUGUGUUCGAAAUGAUUGGUUUUAAUUUCGGAAAUGACUAAACGUACCACCAACUGGUCCUUGAUCCGAAAAAGGCACCGCGACUGAUUUGACACCUGCAGUGCUUUUCAUUUUAUCGGCCCCCAAAUCUGUGAAUUAAACUCCUUUUUCUUUUUAACCUAGAAAGUGCUAGAUCAUUCCAUUUGCUCUCAGAUUCCUUGUGAACCUCCCAGUCGUGUCACUUCUGUCCCAUUACAGUCCACUCAGACAACUUUUGCUUGAUGUGUUUGGGUUUUUGUUUUGUUCAUGCUUUAUUUUUAUUUUUUUUUUUUUUUUUAUUUUUUUUUUAUUUUAUUUUUUUAUUUUGACGUGUUAAAUUCCAUGUCAGGGAACGCUGAUCGGUCCAGUGACUGGGUCUCCUCUCAGAACUUAAUGCUGCUACAAACAUGGUUAAUUAAACCCGGAAUACUGCAACCAGGUCAGUUCUACUCUGGACUUGACCGUCACGUUCAUACCUCACUUUACAACAGCCUAUGACGGAUUACUCUUCUCUUUCCUGACGAUGUUCAACUGGUCUCAGUGCAGCCUUUGGCAGGUGUGUUUGUUUCUUUCCAAGUGCAGUGUCUGAUCCAUUUACAACUGUCUCCGGUGUGGGUUUUUGUUGCUCUUUUUUUGUUUUAUUUUAGUUUUGAUCUGAUUUUGCUUACAGCAGUGUGCAUCAAUGAACAGAAUUUUUUUUUUUUCCUUUUUUUUUUCCCUCUUCAUAUGUAAACAUCUGGACACACCACAGGAAUUACUGCAUUGAGAUGCAAAACAUGUUCACAGACUGUGGUAGAGAUAUAGGUUUGUGUGUUUUUAGUUUUUUUUUUUUUUUUUUUUUUUUUUUUUUUUUUUUUUUUCUAUUCAUACUCGUUUGGUGCACUGAAUUGACUUUUUGAUUUGUUAUAUCAUGGACAAAAUGAUUUAGUGUGGCACCUGAAGGUUAGGGCUCUUGGGUUUUUUUUUUUUUGUAUUUUUUUUUUUUUUUUUUUUUUUUUUUUUUUUUUUUUUUUUUUUUUUUUCUCUCUUCUUUCUCUUUGUAAUAAACUACAUCCUGCUAGUUGCUUAGCUCUGAGCCCCCCGUUUAGUAGAUCAUGAUGGUACUAUGGCUGUUUGACGGUUUUUAACAUGCCCCCUCAAUACUGAUGUCUUGUUUUUAUGUGCCCGUGCACACAACUGGUUUGGGAUCAGUCUUUUCAAUGUAUACACUCUGCAUUUUCUAUUGUGGACUGCAGGAAUUUAUAUUCAAAAUGGUAAUAAAGUUAAGGAUUCGUACAUAUCUUUGUGUGGCUGUUACUUUUAAUUAUUUAAAAGUAUUACUCUGUCUGAACUAAUAAUUCACUAUUGUAAGAUCCUUUGUAACUACACUUAAAACUACUACUUAAAAAUAAAGGUGUUUUGAUGC